CAGGACUCCGCCUCCGCCGAGUUAAAGAAGCCCAAGUCCUCACCCGGGGAAAGACGCUGUGAUUGCAAGCGGGUCCCGGACUCUCUCUCCUCUGGUGGAAACAUGGACUACAAGUGUGCCCUUCGGGAAGAGACGGCGCAACUGGUGGCCGACUACCUGGAUUACUGCAGCCGGCGGGAAGGCUUCCAGGCACGGCCGCCUACUACCCCAGCGGCAGCUACGAUGCGCUCGGUGGCAAAAGAGCUCCGCCGGCGUUACCAAGACUUCUUCGAGUGCGCCCAGAAUCAGCUACUCGACCAGUCUCCUGAACAAGUCAUAACCGAGGUAGCGGAGCUCAUGAGCCAGGGCGAGUUCAACUGGGGCCGGGUGGCAGUGCUGGUGGUUUUUGCUGGGGCACUGCUGGAGAUGGAGGAACCACAGAAAGAGGAGCGAGUGCAGCCGCUUCGGAGGGAAAUGAGCCGGCGCUUGACGGAAGAACUCUGCAACUAUCUGGUGGAGAAGAAGGGCGCGUGGCUGCGGGACAACGGAGGCUGGACUGGCUUUCACCACCACUUCACUCAAAAGCAGUCUUCCCCACAAAGUGACCCAAGCAGUACCCUGUGCUGUAUAAUGGCUGCAGCAGCAGGAUUUGGACUGGUGGGAUUAGCUCUUCUAUUAGCCGUACGAUAAUGGAUUUUAAACUGUUUAUACCAAUCUUGGAAGCAAAGACCUAAGAGAUUUGGAAGAGGACCAGGUGCAGAAGAGACAAUGGCCUCAGUUGUUAAUUGCCAUCUGUUAAGAUGACUGAAGUUGGAAGAAAAAACCAGAUGAACAUGGAACCAUCUCAUCAAGACUGUUAAAGAGCAUUUGAAAAUGUGCAUCUUUUUGGUUUUUGAUUAAGAAACUGUCAUCUUGAACAUUGCCGUAAUAACUGAUGAACUAACUGUUCUCUUUGACCAGUGCUUUUCUCCCCCCCGCCCUUUUCUCCUCAUAAACUGGUUCGCUGUUCAAAGGCUUUUGUGGAAGGGGACUUGAAAUGUUGGUACUUCAUAUUCUGUAAGAGUAGCUUAUGGUAUGUCUUGUAUGGUGUCUUAAUGGAGUGAAGCCUCAUGUCUUACCCAAGAUUUCUAAUGUCUUUAAUAAUAGGUAUCUGAUACCUUUCCUUAUAAAGUAUUGGGUGGCUACAGUUUAGUAGACAGUUCUAAGUCCUCUGAAGUCUGGAAUUUCUGGGGUCUUUGUUUCAAUAGAUCUUAAUAUAUUUUCAAAGUAUUUAUCACUUCAAUGUAGCAUCUUUUUUAUUCAUUUUUAAAUAAGUUCUAUUAAAAACCAUUUUCUUAUGAA
This is a messenger RNA of Phascolarctos cinereus (koala), 1320 nucleotides long. RefSeq names its product BCL2 like 10 (gene BCL2L10). Lineage: Eukaryota; Metazoa; Chordata; Mammalia; Diprotodontia; Phascolarctidae. Gene Ontology annotation, biological process: intrinsic apoptotic signaling pathway in response to DNA damage; release of cytochrome c from mitochondria; extrinsic apoptotic signaling pathway in absence of ligand. Gene Ontology annotation, molecular function: BH domain binding. Gene Ontology annotation, cellular component: mitochondrial outer membrane. The record is from RefSeq and is a predicted model, not a curated record.